AUGUCAAGAGCAUCUAUCCUCGAUUUGCCUGCUGAGAUUCUCAGCCAGAUCCUCUACAUAGUCGAGGAAGAGAGUCCCGCCCAUUUCAUUGCACCUCUCUUCACCUGUCGGCAGCUCUACCGUCUCACCCUUCCCAUCAUAUACCACGAUCUCAAGUUUCGAUACCCCUGCCACCCGCGGACAGAACGGCUGCACCGGUCCUUGCAGUCCAAUCCAGGCUUAUCCCUACUAGUCCGAUCUCUAUUCUUCGAUCUGCGGCCGCGGUUCCCCACCGGUCACGGCGCCGGGUCCAUUGCAGUCGAAGACUACGCGGCGGUCGUAGACGUGCUAACCCGGUGUCGCGCAGUCCACACACUGAAGAUAUGGGGCAUAGCGUUCUUGCCACCUGAAGCUCAGGAAACCUUUGUCGAAGUCGUUCCGGGUCAGGUGGUUGAUCUCAGCCGAUGGGAGCUCUUACAGCAUGCCCUCCGGCAUCUACCUACCUUGCGAAGAAUUGUGAUGGCCAGAGACCGAGAUUCGACCGGCUAUGGCCUCCAGUGCCGCUUUGACUGCCAAAUGCAAGGCUACGAGGACUUGCGUGCAUUGCCGGGCACGGGCGCGAGAGCGCUCUCAGCGGUCAGACAAAGAGUUUGUGAGUGCUGCGUGACCUCACAGGGUAGCGAUGGAGCUGUGCAGCGGCCCACGAUCACCGGUGGUGCGGUUUAUUUCAGCAUCGCAUUUGGACCGGGCUACACCGAAGAGGAGUCCGCAGAGGAAGCUGUGGACUUCGACCUCGUCUACGCCUGGCUGAGGACUCGUCCCCACAUUCUCCGACGCAUAGCCUUUGGGAGCUUUAAGACCCCGCCGCUGGGGACUGAAUUCCGAGCGACGGCGUGGCCCAAUCUGCACACGGUGAUCUGCCCACCCUAUCAGGUACGGCAAGGUUGGUAUGGCGCGUACGAAUCUCCUUCUGCUGCGGUCGGUCGGCUGCUUAGCCCGACCGUGAAGACGUUUGUCUUUGACUUGACCAGCUAUGACCAGCAGCAUGGUGCACAGCUAACUGAUUUCGGAGCGCUGGAGGAGCGCUGGCUGCGGACGUUCGCCGAGACCGCCGCCGCCCCGGACCGAAGCACGGCGCUGCGGACGAUCCGCGUCAUUUUCGAGCCAGAAACAUACCCGUACCAUGACAAAUGGGAGGUUUAUCCUUGGGAUCGAAUCAGGCAGGUGCAAGAGGACAUACGUCCACUGGGAUUGGAUCUAGAGUAUUCAACCCCGACAAUAACGCGAGAGGAGUACCACGACGCUUGGCAGAGGAAACAGGAGUGGCUUGCAAGCGAAGAAUAUCAGCGGGAGAUGGACAGAAUCAUAGCGGCAGUGGCAAGGAAUAGAAGGCUGCCUGUCUCUGGCUUGGAUCGGGAUGAAGGCUUGACACAGGAAUAG
Messenger RNA from Aspergillus aculeatus ATCC 16872, 1419 nucleotides. RefSeq lists its product as uncharacterized. NCBI's taxonomy places the organism in Eukaryota, Fungi, Ascomycota, Eurotiomycetes, Eurotiales, Aspergillaceae. The transcript has 2 exons. The record is from RefSeq and is a predicted model, not a curated record. Bases 1 to 1419 code for a protein of 472 amino acids.